Molecule: messenger RNA, 3761 nt
Organism: Ilex paraguariensis (yerba mate)
Lineage: Eukaryota; Viridiplantae; Streptophyta; Magnoliopsida; Aquifoliales; Aquifoliaceae
Source: the annotation of a GenBank genome assembly
AUGGAGAGAGAGAACUACAACCGUGGCCGUGGUGGUGCUCGCGGCCGUGGUGAUCGCGGUGGUGGUCGUAAUAGUGGUGGCAGAGGUGGGAAUUACCCACAUCCACAGUACCAGCAGCAGGAUCAGUAUCAAGGUGGUGGUGAUCGUGGUGGUGGUGGUCGUAAUCGUGGUGGUGGUCGUAAUCGUGGCGGCGGCGGUAGGGUUGGGAAUUAUCCAGAUCAACAGUAUCAGCAGGAGGGACAGUAUCAUGGUGGUGGAAGAGGAAGAGGUUGGGGUAGGGGUCCCACCCAGACUGGUGGGGAACAGUGGGGUAUUAGGCCAAGUCACACAGAUCUGGGUGGUGGAGCUUACAGGCCACCAGCCCCACCACAAGGGAAUGUUCACGGUGUGGGGCCCACGAUGGAGGAGUCAACUGAAGGAUAUGGCAGAGGUGGGUAUGGUGGAGCAGCAGGUAGAGGAAGAGGAGUCUCGAGUGUGAGGCCUUCGACUCCCACUUUUGUGCCUGGUCAAUCUCAAUCUCAAUCUCAGUCUCAAGAUCGGUCUCUCUCUGAUAAGGUUCCUGAACAAACUCUUCCUGAUAUCGAGUUAUUAGAAAUUUCAGAACAGAAGUCUCGAUUGAGUUUUGUGGAAAGUACAGAGAACAGAGUUCUGCCCAUAAAACGGCCUGACAAAGGGGGCACGGUUGCUGUCAGGUCGGUAAGGCUAUUUGCCAACCAUUUUCCAGUCAGAUUCAAUCCAGAGAGCACCAUAAUGCACUAUGAUGUUGAUAUUAAACCAGAUAUGUCUCUCAGUAGUCGCUCUUCAAGAAAACCAAUUCCGAAAUCUGAUCUGCGUUUGAUCAGGGACAAGCUAUUCUCUGAUGAUCCCACCCGAUUUCCUUUGCAAAUGACUGCAUAUGAUGGUGAGAAGAACAUCUUCAGUGCAGUGUCACUGCCCACUGGGCAUUUCAAGGUGGAAUUGUCUGAUGGUGAUGACACGAAGAGUCGCUCGUAUAUAUUUACUAUUAAAUUAGUAAAUGAGCUCAAGUUUUGCAAACUAAAAGAGUACUUAAGUGGAAAUCUCCUUUAUAUCCCUCGUGAUAUAUUACAAGGGAUGGAUUUGGUAAUGAAGGAGAAUCCAUCUAGGCAUAGGAUCUCUGUUGGUCGGAGCUUUUAUUCUAGAGAAUUCAGGGUGGAAGAUGACCUUUACUAUGGUCUGGCAGCUUUUAGAGGCUUUCAACAGAGUCUAAAGGCCACCUCCCAGGGUCUAGCCCUGUGCUUAGACUAUUCUGUGUUGGCAUUUCGCAAGCGACUGCCAGUCAUGGACUUCCUUAAGGAGCAUGUUAAUGGUUUUCGAGAAGUAAAUGAUGUAAAAAGGUUAAUAAGAGAAGUGACAAGUACCUUAAAAGGAUUGAAAGUUACUGUAACUCACCGUGUGACCAAGCAGAAGUACACUAUUGCAGGCUUGACCAAUAAAAAUGCACGAGAUACUACAUUCAUUCUUGAAGAUCCAGAGGGCAAGCAUCAACCUAGGGAAAUUGGCAUUGUCGAAUAUUUCAGGGAGAAAUAUAACAAGGAAGUUAUCUAUAAGGAUAUACCCUGUUUAAAUCUAGGAAAAAGUAAUAAGAUAAAUUAUGUACCUAUGGAAUUCUGUGUUUUGGUUGAGGGGCAGAGAUACCCGAAGGAGCAGCUGGAUAGAGACACUGGCCUGUUCUUGAAGGAUAUAUCACUGGCUCCACCGAAGGAAAGAAAGAACAACAUCUGUGAGAUGGUUCGAGCUGGGGAUGGACCUUGUGGAGAGGUCGCUCGAAAUUUUGAUAUUGCAGUUGAGAGCAACAUGACAAGGGUGUUAAGUCGUGUCAUCCAGCCACCUGAUUUGAAGCUAGGUACUCCCAGUGGCAAGUUGAAUAUGGUAAAAGUUGACAGGGAGAAGUGUCAUUGGAAUCUUCUUGGGAAAUCUAUGGUUGAAGGCAUACCGGUCGAGCGAUGGGCCUUAGUAGAUUUCAGUUCAUUUGAUCGUUAUAAACUGAAUGUGGGGAAUUUCAUUUACAAUCUGAUAAAUAGAUUCAGAAAUCUAGGGAUCCGCAUGGAGGAGCCUGUUGCGUGUCGUUUAACCAGCAUGCGUGAAUUCUCUAGUGUCAAUGGGCUUCAAGAACUUCUUGAAGGUGUAGUUAAGGAGGCUAGUGGGAAAUGUAAGGGCCGAUUGCAAAUUGUUGUUUGUGUGAUGACUGCUAAGCAUCCCGGCUACAAGCAUCUUAAAUGGGUUUCUGAGACCCAGGUUGGAAUAGUUACUCAAUGUUGCUUGGCAAGUGAAGCAAACAAAGGUAAGGACCAGUAUCUUGCAAACCUUGCUCUCAAGAUUAAUGCCAAGCUUGGGGGUAGCAAUGUAGAACUUAUCGAACGGCUCCCUCGAUUUGAGGGUGAAGAACCUGUUAUGUUUGUUGGGGCUGAUGUCAACCACCCUGGUGCAUUGAAUUCAACAUGCCCAUCAAUAGCAGCAGUGGUUGCGACAAUGAAUUGGCCUGCUGCCAAUCGCUAUGCUGCUCGGGUUUGCCCCCAAAACCAUCGGAAGGAGAAGAUUCUUAAUUUUGGGACCAUGUGUUUGGAUCUAGUCAACACUUAUGCUCAGCUUAACCAAAUGAAGCCAAAGAAAAUUGUGGUUUUCCGUGAUGGUGUAAGUGAAGGCCAGUUUGAUAUGGUUCUCAAUGAAGAGUUACUUGAUCUGAAGAGGGCCAUAUAUGAGGAGCAUUACUGCCCAACUAUUACUCUUGUUGUUGCCCAGAAGCGACACCAGACCCGCCUGUUUCUUGAGAAUGAGAGGGAUGGAGGUGCAUCUAGAAAUGUGCCUCCAGGAACAGUUGUGGAUACAACAAUUGUUCAUCCCUUCGAGUUUGAUUUUUAUCUUUGCAGCCAUUAUGGAAGCCUUGGGACAAGCAAGCCUACGCACUACUAUGUCCUCUGGGAUGAGCACAACUUUACAUCUGAUCAGUUACAGAGGCUGAUAUAUAACUUGUGCUUCACCUAUGCUCGAUGCACCAAGCCUGUCUCGCUUGUGCCUCCAGUGUAUUAUGCUGACCUUGUUGCGUACAGGGGACGUAUGUUUCAAGAGGUGGUGAUGGAGUUCACGUCUCCUCCUUCAGUAUCAUCUUCAUCUUCUCGUGCAUCAUCAUCUUCUUCGUCUACUGCUUCACUUAACGAGAGGUUCUACAAACUGCACCCGGACCUCCAGAAUGUCAUGUUUUUUGUUUGAGCAGCCAACAUGGCUGUCUAUAUCUCCUCCCCUAUAACCCAGUAGCGAAGGAGAUUAUACCAUUCACUGUUGGAAAUGCCCAAACGCAAAUCAAAUCUCCUUUCCUAAGCACUAGUUAAGGAGUUUGUGCGUGAAUCUAAUGGGGUUUCAUGUGAACACUGUGCAUGAAUCUAACUGGGGUUCGUGUCUUUGUGCUGCCUGUUCCCAUGGUUCUUAAAGCCAUGUAGAACGAGAGGCUUGGUACAACCACUGUUAACUAGGCUAUGAGUACUGUGUGUUUUCUGGAUCUUUGUGUGUGUUUGAGGUCUUCUUUAUCUUCCAUGUGUGUUGAGCAGUUGUAGGAUCAUGAUGUACUGGGUUUGAUGUGUUUGUCUGAAUGUGUUGCUCAAGCUAUGGAUAAUAAACAAGGGACCUGGUCCUUGGGUUGUUUUUCAGAAUAAAAUUUAUGUUUGUAUUUUUUUUGUUUUUGGAAAUCAUUUUUUCUUUUUUAAAAAGGUAUUCAUAUGAAAAUGCUCUGUUAUGCUUGAUUCCGU